UAAAUAUCAGCUCAGUGUUCAGAUAACAGAACAUCAACAACAGACAUUCAGUCACUUCAAAGUGUUACAUUUGUAAGUUUUAAAGUUAUUAAUUUGUGAUUUUAUAACAAAAAAAUCUUACUUUCAUGUAAGACUUAUAUUUUUGACAGCACCUGAAGGCACCGCAGGAGCCCGCCCCUGAGCUGUGAUUGGCGGAGAGCUGGUGUCGUCAGAGGAGCAGGAAACAAGCGGAAACCAGCAGCGGUGAUUGAGAAGGAGAAGAAGAAGAAGAAAAAGGCUCCAGACUUUAUAAAGCGAGCACAGAUUAAAUCCCUGAAACAUUCUGAUCCACCUGCUGCAGAGAUGGGGGCUCAGGCCUCGGCGGUUGAAGGCGUGCACGUGGUGGUGGUUGGCGGCGGGUUCGGCGGCGUGGCGGCGGCGCGGCAGCUGCAGGCUGCAGGACUCAGCUUCACGCUGAUCGACAUCAGAGAUUGUUUCCAUCACAACGUGGCGGCGCUGCGAGCGGCUGUUCUGCCCGGUUUGGCUGAGCGGACGUUCAUCCCGUACGCCGACACGUUCGGGGACAGUUUUGUUCAGGGACGAGUUGAGCGCGUGGACGUGGACAGACAGACGGUCGUCCUCGACGACGGGACGGAGGUGGGGUUCUCUCACCUGGUGCUGAGCACCGGCAGUGACGGAGCGUUCCCCGGGAGGUUCAACAGCGCCGCCAGCCGGCAGAGCGCCGUGCAGGAGUACCAACACUUCAUCACACAGCUGCAGGCUGCAGACUCUCUGCUGGUUGUGGGUGGGGGCUCCUCCGGUGUGGAGAUGGCUGCUGAGAUAAAGUCGGAGUAUCCGGAGAAGAAGGUGGUCCUGAUCCACUCUCGGGCGGCGCUGGCCGACCCCGAGCUGCUGCCGAGCGUCCGUCAGCAGGCCAAACAGCUGCUGCUGCAGAGAGGGGUGGAGCUCCGGCUGGGUGAGAAGGUGUGUGACCUGUCUGCGCUGCAGCUGAACGUGACUCAGAAGAACUCGGUGGUGACCACGGAGCGCGGAGACAAACUGACCACCGACCUGAUCGUCUGCUGCACCGGACUCAAGAUCAACACCACCGCAUACGCCUCCAGCUUCUCCGGCUGUAUGGCUGAAAACGGCGCUCUGAAGGUGAACGACCACCUGCAGGUCGAAGGAUUCUCCAACGUCUUCGCUAUCGGCGACUGCGCCAACGUCAACGAGCCCAAGAUGGCGUACCACGCCGAGCUGCACGCCGCCGUCGCCGUGACCAACAUCAUCAACAGUCUGAGGGGGAAGGAGCUGACGUCAUAUCACACAGGUAACAUCACCAUGUUGCUGGCGAUGGGCCGUGACGAUGGCGUGGGCCAGUUUAACGGGUUCAGGUUGCCUCGUUGGCUUGUUGUUCUGGGGAAGAGUCGAGAUCUGCUGCUGUGGAAGAGCUGGAGGGAGAUGAGGCAGAAACAACCCUGAGACACACACACACACACACACACACACACACACACACACACACACACAUGCCUCUAAUUGAUUAAUUGAUUUGUUGUUCAGCAGCAUGUUACAUACGAUGACAGACAACGCUCUCUUAUUUUCACUCGCAGGUUACAUAUUAUAAACAGAUAAAUCUCUUAUUUUCACUAGCAGGUUACAUAUUAUAUACAGAUAAAUCUCUUGUUUUCACUAGCAGGUUACAUAUUAUAAACAGAUAAAUCUCUUAUUUUCACUAGCAGGUUACAUAUUAUAUACAGAUAAAUCUCUUAUUUUCACUAGCAGGUUACAUGUUUGCAGAUGAUGUUCACUUAAACAAAACUGUGCUUCUCUACUGAAAAAAAUACCUUUUUUUUUUUUUACACAUUUUAUGUAUUUUCAAGACCUAAACAAUCUAUAUUAGUUGAAAUAAACUGUUUCCAGAAUAUGUUUACCACUCUACCUUGCUGUCAGACAGCCCUGUUGGAGUUGACGCGCUGGUUAACUAAAACACUUCUUCCUUGCAGGAAGUUUUACUGGAAGACAGAAGUAUACUUUAUACUCCAUCACAAAACAUCUUAAUUUCAGUUUAUGCUUCACUGAAACACUUUAAAUGAUCCUGUUCAAAGUUAGAACACCAGAAGUUGUCAUGCUGUUGUUUCUGUUUCAGAACUGAUGCUGUGAAAGAAAUUGUAUGAAAUUAUAUUAUUGUAUGUUAAACUGUGUCUGUGCCAAUUAAACAUUAGUGAAACGUUU
Molecule: messenger RNA, 2214 nt
Organism: Centropristis striata (black sea bass)
Lineage: Eukaryota; Metazoa; Chordata; Actinopteri; Perciformes; Serranidae
Product: ferroptosis suppressor protein 1-like
Exons: 9
Coding region: 343-1461 (372 amino acids)
Biological process (GO): apoptotic mitochondrial changes; positive regulation of apoptotic process
Cellular component (GO): mitochondrion; cytoplasm
Molecular function (GO): flavin adenine dinucleotide binding; electron-transferring-flavoprotein dehydrogenase activity
Source: RefSeq, a predicted model, not a curated record